Esox lucius (northern pike) is the source of this 2239-nucleotide messenger RNA. Its product is annotated as gastrula zinc finger protein XlCGF26.1-like. The transcript has 3 exons. The coding region runs from base 178 to 1887 and encodes 569 amino acids. NCBI's taxonomy places the organism in Eukaryota, Metazoa, Chordata, Actinopteri, Esociformes, Esocidae. The record is from RefSeq and is a predicted model, not a curated record.
AAUGCAGCGGAAACGUUGGUUGGAAACUGCUGUAUAAAGUACUAAAGAAGAAGAAGAAGAAGACCAGGAAGCCGAAUUCAUCGUGUUGCAGCUGGUUGUUUGUAGGCAAAAAUUUGGUUGUCGAACUUCGGUAUAGUUUCAUUUCGUGACAUACAAGCUAGAAUCCAAGUUGCUGAAAUGGAGAUGGAGGACAAAUCCAGCCUGCUGUUCUCCUUCCACACUGAGAUCAAACAAGAACCACUAGAUGCUGAUUGUGAUAGUAAAGCUCAGUGUUCAUUGGUGGAUUCAGAGAUGACAUCAGUGAAGCAGGAAGACAAAAGUCAAAUACUGGGACUGAAUGUUAAAAUAAAAAAUGAAGAAGAGGAGAAGAUUUUGGGGAGUUUAAUUAGUCAAGAUGUGAUUGCUGAAGUUCAAACUUUUACUACAUCUGGAGAGAAACAACAGAAAGACUGCAAAGAUAAGAAGUCUCACCGCUGCCCCCACUGUGGAAAAUGUUUCCAAUUUAAUUGUGUGUUAAAGAAACACAUUAGCAUACAUACAAGAGAGAAGUCUUACUCCUGUUCUGUUUGUGGGAAGAAUUUCUUUCAUUUACAUACCCUUAAGGCUCAUCAGGGCAAACAUACGGGAGGGAAACCUCAUUGCUGUUCUGAAUGUGGGAAGUGUUUCUCUCAAUUAGGUUGGCUUAAAAGGCACCAGCACAUAUACACUGCAGAGAAACAUGACUCUGGUUCUAACUGCGGGAAAGGUUCCGUUACAUCAUCUGAACUUACUAGCUAUAUGAUGGUGCACACAGCAGAUAAGCCUUACUGCUGUUCUGACUGUGGGAAGGGUUUCUCUAGACUAAGUAGGCUUAAAGGUCACCAGCGCAUACACACAGGAGAGAAACCUUAUUGCUGUUCUGACUGUGGGAAGAGUUUUUCUCACUUUGAAAUGCUUAAAGGUCACCAGCGCAUACACACUGGAGAGAAACCAUAUUGCUGUUCUGUCUGUGGGAAGAGUUUUUGUAAGUCUGGUGGGCUUAAAGUUCACCAGCGUAUACACACUGGAGAGAAGCCUUUUUGCUGUUCUGACUGUGGGAAGUGUUUCUCUCAAUUAAAUGUUCUUAAAAUUCACCAGAGUAUACACACUGGCGAGAAACCAUGCUCUUGUUCUGAUUGUGGGAAAGGUUUCAAUUCACCAGCUCAACUUAUUAGCCAUCAGAGAGUGCACACAGGAGAGAAGCCUUAUAUCUGUUCUGAUUGUUGGAAAAGUUUCAGAACUAUAGAUAUGCUUAAAAGGCACCAGCACAUACAUACCGGAGAGAAACCAUACUCUUGUACUGACUGUGGGAAAGGUUUCAUUACAUCACCUGAACUUAUUAGCCAUCAGAGAGUGCACACAGGAGAGAAGCCUUACUCCUGUUCUGACUGUGGAAAGAGUUUUUCUCAAUCACGUGUUCUUAAAUAUCACCAGCGCAUACACACUGGAGAGAAACCUUAUAGCUGUUCUGACUGUGGGAUUAGUUUCUCUCAAAUAGGUAAGCUUAGAAGGCACAAGUACAUACACACUGGAGAGAAACCUUACUCUUGUUCUGAGUGUGGGAAAGGUUUCAUUACAUCAUCAGAACUUAGUCUCCAUAAGAGAGUGCACACAGGAGAGAAGCCUUUCUCCUGUUCUGAGUGUGGGAAGAGUUUCUCUCAGUUACGUAGGCUUAAAAGGCACCAGUACUUGCACUCUGGAGAGAAACGUUACUCUUGUUCUGACUGUGGGAAAUAUUUUAAAACAUCAUCUCAGCUUGCUAACCACAAGAAAGUGCACACAGGAGAGAUGCCUUACUCCUGUUCUGACUGCGGGAAGGGUUUCUCUAGGUUACGUAGCCUUAAAGAUCACAGGUGUAAACACACGUGAGGUUAACUUUACUGUUAUAACAGAGACGAAAGGUUUCGUUACAUCACCUGAACUUUCUAGACAGGGUGAACAAAGGAGAGAAACCUCACUCUGGUUUUGACUGUGGGAGUUUCCCUCAAAAUACAAUACUCCAAAUAAAUGAAAGGAACACUUAAAUCACACAUCGGGUCUCGAUGAACUAAAUAUAUUAAAGGCCUACAUCUUUACUGUAUGUUGUGUAAUUCGUUGAGAACAAAAUGUAACAACAGUCAACGGAAUUCAAAAUCAACCGACUGAGGGCUGUAUUCAAACUCACACUGAAAAUCAAAGUAAACAAUUGGAAGUCACAGGCUGUUCCAACUCAUAAUGUUAC